Molecule: messenger RNA, 1226 nt
Organism: Selaginella moellendorffii
Lineage: Eukaryota; Viridiplantae; Streptophyta; Lycopodiopsida; Selaginellales; Selaginellaceae
Exons: 4
Coding region: 1-840 (279 amino acids)
Source: RefSeq, a predicted model, not a curated record
AUGGGGCUGUCACUGGGAGGAGGAUUGGAGACGGCAAACACCCCUCGCAAGAGGCGGCCGUUUGCGCCGUCGCGGCCACACACGGCAGGGGUUACCGCGAUCUCGCACAGGCCACAGACGGCACCAGCGAGGCCCCAGUCGAGCCCCAGGAAGAGAAUGGAUCGAAACAGCCCCUAUUCUCCGCGGAAUCGCGUCGUCACGCCGAGGUCUGCGAACUUGAGCCGGCCCCAAACCGCUGGCGAGCCCUUUGCGCUCAAUUCCUCGGCUUGGGGGAUGAAGCCGAUGCCUGCCGGGUCUCCAGCUUCCGGCCGGUCGAGAGGGAGCGAUUCUUCCAGGUGUGGCCUCGAUCGAGAGACGCUCGUCAAAGAGCUUGUACCAUUUCCUUUGUCAUUUCAUCACAUCUUGUUUUCUUUCGCUGUGAUUCUUCCAACUUACAGGAAGUUGGAGAGGGACAUAUUGGAUCUUGAGUUGAAAGGAAUUGCCGACGCCCUCAGUGAUUACGACUCACCGUUUCUUCGCGAGAAACUCCAAGAUUUCAAGACAAGGAUCAGCUACUUGCAAAGGGCUUGCCGGCUCCAAAGUGAGGAGCUCUGCCUUUUGCGAAGAGAUGUCCGUGGAACGCACACCAAGGAGCUUGAAAUGGAGCGAGACGUUUUUGCAGAGGAAGCGUUCUUCUUGCAGAGGGUGGCGAGAAAGCUGGCAACGAUUCAGACCCGGAUCAACUCCGAGAACAAGGAGAUUCAGCAAAUGUUAGCGAAGAACGAACAGCUGGAAGCAGCCAACUAUCAAACCCAGUCCAACAUCACGGUAUCUCCAGCGUUGUCCCCGAUCUCUAGCUGAUGGAAACGAGCAAAGUUUUGCAGGAAGUAUCCAAUGUGCUUCAGAAGGUGACGCAUUCUCUGUCCAUCUGCCGGUUCAAGACGAGCGAGGCAUCCAUCGCCAGCAAGAGGUAUUUGAAGCAGGGCAAGGACGUGAGAAGGCGUGGAUUGGCAGCCGAGCAGUCGAUCCAACGCCUCAAGGAUCAAAAGCUCAGGUUCCAGAUCAGGAUGUCCAUUCUAGAGAAGAAGCUCGUCGCGUCCAAGAAGGAGCUGGCCAUUGUGCUUCAAGAGAGAGACAAAGGCAGGGCAGCUAAAAUGAAGAAAUACAUUGAGGAGCAAAGCAAGGCCAUGAGAUCUCCCAGGCACAGGACGCCACCUCGCCGGUCUCCAAAGCCAGUUCCAGCUGAC